Messenger RNA from Syzygium oleosum, 2174 nucleotides. RefSeq names its product probable protein phosphatase 2C 60. The record is from RefSeq and is a predicted model, not a curated record. The coding region runs from base 666 to 1859 and encodes 397 amino acids. NCBI's taxonomy places the organism in Eukaryota, Viridiplantae, Streptophyta, Magnoliopsida, Myrtales, Myrtaceae. The transcript is spliced from 7 exons. Gene Ontology annotation, molecular function: protein serine/threonine phosphatase activity; cation binding. Gene Ontology annotation, biological process: protein dephosphorylation.
GCCCAGAGCUGGACCUCCGCUUUGCGGUCUCCCAAGCUCUCCAUAGUUGGUCUAUCAUGGAACUUGUCUACCUCUCGCUGCUCUUUUUAUCCUUUAGCUUCUAGGCCGGACUUUCAGACGCUUCUUCGAAAACAACGUCCUUCCGCUUCGCUACUUUUGAACUGGUCAUCUUUGAUCAAUAUUGUCAUCCGCUCUCCAUCAGACAGCGAGAUAGAGGAUAACCCAAAAAAGCCCACCAAAAUCCGAAGUCCAACCUUUGAUUCUCCGUUCCAACGACAGCACAGUGACCAUCAUCUAUCCUCAGCUCGCUUCGUUUUCCACGUUCUUUCUGCCAAGAUUGCUGGAGCCUAGAAGAAGUCGAACCAUCCUGGGUUUUGGUGGGCUUUUGGGUUCUUUAACUUUUUCAACACGGAGACUAACGAGCAAGGUCAUCCUGAUCGUGUUGUUUUUUUAGCAAUUGGGUUUUCUGUGGUCUGAGAACUUGUUCCAAGUUGACAUGAGAGGUGGGAAGGAUAUCUGAGUCAGACUCAUCCAAGGGUUGUGACUUUGAGAAUCUGCAAAUAGCUGUUUGAGGCUUGUUGGGGUCAUCAUAGUUGCGUUGAGUUGAGUGUAUAGACAGUAAACGGAUGUGGAGUAAUUUGGGGGUUGUUUGGUUGAGAUGAAGGAUGUUCUCAGAGCUGAUAAAUCUGUUGAGGUCCUGCUUCCUUUCGAGGUCAGAUCGAUAUGUUCACACGGGUUCGGACGCUGGAGGCCGCCAAGACGGGCUGCUAUGGUUCAAAGAUUCGGGGCAGCACUUGAGUGGCGAAUUCUCAAUGGCUGUUAUCCAGGCCAAUAAUUUACUAGAAGAUCAAAGCCAGAUCGAGUCGGGCAAUUUGAGUUCCCUCGAGUCCGGCCCCCACGGUACCUUCGUUGGCGUCUAUGACGGGCACGGUGGACCGGAGACGUCGCGAUAUGUUAAUGAUCACCUCUUUCAGCAUCUCAAGAGGUUGAUAUCGGAGCACCAAUCGGUGUCUGCUGAUGUUAUACGGGAGGCAUUUCAAGCAACAGAAGAGGGGUUUAUGUCUAUUGUUACCAACCUCUGGCCGGUAAAACCACAGAUUGCAGCAGUCGGAUCAUGUUGCCUCGCUGGCGUUAUUUCUGACGAUACCCUUUACAUAGCAAAUCUUGGUGACUCAAGAGCUGUUCUGGGAAGAGCGGUGAAGGCGACAGGGGAGGUACUGGCCAUUCAGCUGUCGACUGAGCACAAUGCAAGUAUAGAGUCUGUGAGACAGGAGUUGUGUUCCGUGCAUCCCGAAGACUCACAGAUUGUAGUUCUAAAGCACAAUGUAUGGCGGGUGAAGGGUCUCAUACAGGUUUCAAGAUCUAUUGGAGAUGUAUAUCUGAAGAAGGCUGAGUUCAACCGAGAGCCUUUGUAUGCGAAGUUUCGCCUUCGUGAACCUUUCGAAAAACCAAUAUUAAGUUCAGAACCAUCAAUCUCAGUGCAACAGCUUCAGCCACAUGAUCGGUUUGUCAUUUUUGCAUCUGAUGGACUUUGGGAGCACCUCAGCAACCAGGAAGCAGUAAAUAUAGUUCAGAAUCACGCACGCAAUGGAAGUGCGAGGCGGCUAGUGAAAGCUGCUUUGCAGGAAGCGGCAAGGAAAAGAGAAAUGAGGUACUUGGACUUGAAAAAGAUCGACCGGGGAGUCCGCCGGCAUUUCCACGACGACAUCACGGUCAUUGUCGUGUUUCUCGAUUGGAAUAUGAUGAGCAAAGCGAGCUCAGUCAGGUCAGCCAAAUUAUCAAUUAGAGGAGGCGGCAUCAACUUGCCUCCCAAUACAUUGGCUCCCUGGUCUACUCCUGCGGAGGCCAGCGAUAAUUGAAGAGGCUGCUCUUGGGAUUUCUGUAUUUGUCAUUAUGCCGUUUUAGAUUUAUUUCUAUUGUAUACCGGGCAGCUUCCUUAGCAGAUAAAGAGGAGAUGGCCAUAAAACUCUUUCAUCUGAACUGGGACUUAGAAUGAAACUGUGGUCUUUGGAAAGCAAAGAACUCCGUAACUAUAGUUUUAUCAACUGUGUGCGGUAAGCUAGCUCCUCUACAAGCCUUUCUCACUAGCAAUUUUUGCCUUCGUUUAGUUUAGCUGUAUAUCAGCUCUGUAAAUGAUGUUACUUGUGAAAUUAAUUUGCCUUUCUUUUAGGUUC